CUUCUUCCUUCCUUCCUUCCUUUUUGCUCCAGGGAUCCUUGACCUAAAUCAAGCCCUGAUUGGGUCUGUUUAGUCAAGAUCUCUCUCCCUCUCUCUCUCUCCGUCUCCCUCUCCCUCUCCCUCUCUUGUUGUAGGAUGAAAAAAUAGCCGAGGGAAUGAUGCGAAGGCUACCUUGAGCUCCUGGUGAAAAGCCCAGCUCUAAGUCUUACCAGAAAAGACUCAGAGCAGUCAUCAAUUUCAGAUGACAGAUGUCAAUCAACAGUCCUAUGAAUUAUACGUGGAGCCAUCUUGGUGGGCUUUGCCUAGAAGGUCCUUCAGAGCUACCCAGAGGAUCCCAUCACGAGGGACCUUUUGCAGGCUUUCUCCGACUCGGAGCACGUCUGGUCUUGAGGGAGGGCUGGGCCCAUCCCUUUUCAGGCUGUGCACCAUUGGUUCUGCUGCCUGGCGGCAGAUGCUCCGUUCUCCAUGCCAAGCAGGGAUAGUGGGGCCUCCGGGAUGUCACAGAACCACCAAGCCUGCCGAGAAACCUGAGCUUGGCCCUGAAUGGAGGGCACAGCCCAAGAAGGAAGCUGAGAAGGCCAGAAGGGAGAUGCCAGGCAGGCGCAGGUGCCCUGAAGGACCUCGAGGACAGUGGACCAUUGACGGUGCUCCUGGGAUGGAGGCUGUUAUGGCAACGGAAAGAAGAGCCAGGGCGGAGAAGAGGGGGACGGUUUGGGGCAUCCCUCUCUUCUUCAACAGAGGCUUUCAGAAGGAAAGUGGGAUGAGACCUCGCAGUCCAGGACUUCUGCUUUCGCUCCUGUUCUCCUCGUUGACCGCAGCUCCAUGGUUUGGCUCAGAAACCGGGGCAGCCGAACAGGAUUUUGGGGGAGACCCCCACACGGGAUCCCCUUCUGCCAGUGAUGGAGGCAGACAGGAAUGGCCAGGUGGACAGUUCUGGACCGUGGACCAUCUCCCUCUCCCUGCAGACCGAGGGACGGACUCCCCCCGCAUCAUCGGGGGCUACGUUAUGGCCCCCCACUCCUCCAAGUACUUGGUGUCUCUGAAGAGGAAGAGCGGCUUCCACUUCUGCGGGGGGGCGCUGGUCAGCCGCAGCUGGGUCUUGACCGCUGCCCACUGCAAGACCGGAAUGAACCAGAUGCUCAUCGUGGCCGGAGAAUAUUCACUCUCCACUUUUGAGGGUACCGAGCAGAUCUUCCGGCCGGCCCGCAUGGUGGUCCAUCCGGACUACAGCGCCUCUUCGAAAAACGCGGACAUCAUGUUGAUUAAGCUGAGCCGGCCAGUGAACUACAGCCCCUUCAUCUCCAUCGUGCCGGUCCCUCGCCAAGGGGCGAAGGUUCGGGCCGGCCGCUUCUGCCAGGUCUCCGGCUGGGGCUACACCACGCCCGUCGGGGGCAGGACUUCGGACACCCUGCGCAGCGUCCACCUGCCCCUCGUCUCCACCUGCAAGUGCAACAGCUCCGCUUCGUACGCCGGUUACAUCACCAAGAACAUGAUUUGUGCCGGAUUUGGACGGGGAGGAAAAGACGCCUGCCAGGUAGAGAAGGUUUUGGGUUGGUGCCAGAAAGCGGCCACACCAUCCAAGGACUGUUGGCCUGAACCCUUUUUGCGGAGGGGAAGGGGGGGAAGAAGGAUUCCUUGGAGAGUCUGUGGGUUGUUGACGAAUUUCCUGACUCCUCUCUCUCUCUCUCUCUCUCUCUCUCUCUCCCACCCCCCAAAGGGUGACUCCGGGGGUCCUCUGGUGUGCAAAGGGCGCGUGUUUGGCAUAGUUUCCUGGGGUCACAGUUGCGCCAGCCCCGGGUAUCCCGGCAUCUACACAGCCGUGGCCAAUUUCCAGAAGUGGAUCUACAAGACGAUUUUCCAGGGAUAAGGGCUGCUUUUGGGGUGGGGUCUGCCUCUAGAGCUCCUUUGCAUGGGGUGGAGGGCUGAACGGCCUUGCAGUUUGUUUGUUUUUCCUACGAGGAAGGACAAAAAGGGCCCCGUUCUCCUUCUGUCUUGGAUUAAUUUGGGGUUCAGUCCUGUGAAUCUCAAGGGGAAGCUGGUGGCUGCCCAGGGGAGCUGGAAUUGCCCUGCCAGAAAUGCCUGCCCUCGGUCAAAUCAUCUGGGCCAGCUGCCAAGUGCCCAUCAGCCCCUCCCCACCCCCGCCCUUUCCGUGUUCUCUUCUGCAGAAGCCCAGGGAAGACCUUGGCCUGAGCCCCCUCCGGCCUCCUCUCAGGCUGAGCUCUGCAACGAUGGGCAACAACUUUAAGAAACUUACUGUAGGUUGUAUGUACAACACGACUGAAUGCUGUACAGGCCCAAAAAUAAAACACAUCUGCAAAAAAAUGAGAGGAUGUGCCACAUGGAUAAAUCCUGAUGUUACUGGAAGCUUCUCCCAGCUUUUUUGAAGCUGAACACCCAACAGUGAUGCCAUUUGUCAAACUGGAAAGAAAAGGCUUGCCAGACACACACAGACACACACACACCUGCUCUUAAUCUGUACUCUGAGCCCCAGCUGGGUUUCUGUUUCCCUAACCCUAACCCUAACCCUAACCCUAACCCUUUCCUCCUCUCCCU
Molecule: messenger RNA, 2553 nt
Organism: Pantherophis guttatus
Lineage: Eukaryota; Metazoa; Chordata; Lepidosauria; Squamata; Colubridae
Source: RefSeq, a predicted model, not a curated record